AAAGCUACAGGUUACACAGGUCCCAGCGCGGACCAGUGCACCCGCUUGGCCCCUGGAAACCUAGGGUUUUAAGCAGCGGCGGCGCUCCAAGGUUUUUGCGCAGCCUGCGUCACCAAUGGCUUAGCACCUACCCUAUUCGUGUUCCCUCUGCUCCUGCUCCUCCAUGACCAACCCAGUGGACUCACCCACCGCCGCCGACGCCCCCGCCACCAACGAGGAUGACGACGUCGACGACCUCUACGCCGACCUCGACGAGCAGGUCGCCGCCGCGCUUGCCGCCGCGGGGGAGAGCGGUGGCUCCAACGCGAGGGACUCCGACCCGGCCACCGACGGCGAGGGGGAGGUGCCGGACGCUGACGCUGCGGCCGAAGCGAACGAGGCAGUCGAUUUGGGUGACGAGACCGCGGGCUACAGCAGCAGCGACGAGGACAGCGAUGAUGGCCUCCGCAUCGUGCUGAACGAGGACGCCGGCGCGCCAUUCCCGCCGCCGCCUCCCCCUGCGGGCCGCGGCGAGUGGCACGUGGCUGACGAUGAGGAAGGGGAAGAUUCGAGCAGCCGUGUGAAGGAUCCAUCUGUUAAUGACGGCGGCUGGGGCAAGAUUGGUGGGCUCCAGUCGAAGGGACUUCUCGAGAAAACGACAAUACCGAUCACAGAACAAGGUGAUCGAGGCCGCCAGCAUGUGUUUCACAGCGAUUUUAAAUUUUGCUUGCCAAGAAACAGCACAAUUUUUGACAUCAACAUUGAAGCAUUUCAACAAAAGACUUGGAGACAACAAGGCGUCGAUCUUACUGACUACUUCAAUUUUGGUCUGGAUGAAGAAGGAUGGAGAAAAUAUUGGUUUAGCAUGAAGCAAUUAAGACAUGGGGCCAGAUCACUUGCAAAUGAAGCACCAGGAUGUGAUCAGGAAUCAUACAAACUUAAAUCUAUCAAUGUUAUGCCGGAGGUAGCAAAUUAUUCUGGAUUUGAAGGAAGAAAUGGCCUUGCCAAGCCAAAGGGUAGAGCAAUCCAUGUCGAAGGCAGUGUGUGUGAACGUGUUCCAUCAGCAGACAUGUGGCGUCCAAUACAAAGAGAUUCUGAUGUUGUGAUACAAGUAAACAUGAUGCUUUCACCUUCAAAUCAGUCCAAUUCGGAUGACAGCUCAACAUUAAAUCACAAGCGUGCGACUACCAAAAAAAUAUCCAUUGAUCAUUCUGGUGACAGACUUUUGAAGGACUCUAGCUUUGUGGUGGACAAGGUGGUUGGUAAGGAAGUACACGAUGGAGGUUCCUCAGACUGUACUGGGAGCAAACUGGAUAGAAGAGGUUCUUCUUGUGCAAGGGACCAAUCUUCUAAUCCUGACUAUUCUGAUACGCUUUCAGAAGAAUCAAAAGAUGAUUUCUAUGAAUACACGAAACUUAAGGAUGAGCAUGUCAAAUCUGCAUUUUACCACCAUUCAAGUAAAUCAGAUCAAGAAUAUAGCGGAUUUGACAAUCGUAGCUGUACCCUUUCUCCUGUUGAUGAUAGAAAUCACAAGGCAACUAAACUUUUGUGGAGGGAUGAAGCUCCUUUGGCUGGACGAGGCAAGCCUAGUGAUUUUUCUCUUGACUUCAAAAGCGAUCAACGUCUCCUUGAAGCUGCACAUAAUGCAAGAAAAGAACAGAAGAGGCAAUGUUUGGAUGGGGGAAGGCAUGCUGUUUUUGAUGUACAAGAAAAAUCAGUAGAUAGCUACCCUAGUAGGUAUGGUAGGAAGUAUGACCGUAAAAGAUCCAGUUCAACUUCCCUGAGGAACUAUUACCACAAUGCAGUUCACAAUCAAUUGUGUGACAAACAAGAUUAUUCACCUCGGGAAAGAGUAGCUCUGAGAAAUGAUGAGCAUUACUUUAGCAAGGAAUCUAACCGCCAUCGUAGGCGAUCUUCUUGGCAUGAAAUCAGUGAAGGAGACAAUGUUGUGGAGUCCUCUUCAGCCAAGGAGUGGCAGCAACAUCGUGAUCAUGUAUAUCAUUCAAUGCUAAAAGCUGAGAUUUCUAACGAUAAUGAUGGACGAAUGCACAAAGAAAGGUAUUAUCAGGAAAUGAAAAGAGUAAAAAAUGACCAUAGUGUGGAUGAUGAAUUUCUCCAUUACACUGACUACAGAUAUAGCAAGUUGCAGAGUCUUGAGGUUAGAGGCAAAUACAUAAACAAAGGAAGAUGUGCCAAAAGAAAUGAUGAGCGUUUGAGGCAUUCUGACCAUCUUGUGUUGUAUCCUCAGACAAAUGAUAGCCUGAAGAGUUCUGAGAGGGACUGGCCUGCUGCUGGCUUGACUUUUAUGAGCUCAAGAAACAUGUGUAUUGAUAACAAUAGAAUCCGCAAUGCUAAAAUGGUAGAAUAUCAUUGUGAUGGAUAUCAUCAAAAGAACAAGCAUCAUGAUUCUUCAUUUCGUAUUGGCAACAUUCCACGAUCUGCCUUGUACACUGAUGCUGUUGCUGAAACUGGCCGUUGUAUUCUGCCAGUUAAGAGGAAGAUCAAUGCUGAUCUGGGUUCCAUGAACCGUAAAGAUCUUGCUAAUUUAGCGCUUCCAAAAGGAAGAAGAUUGAUGCAUGAUCAAUCCAUGGUCAGUGAUAGGAAGAUAUAUGCUGUGAAGCUGCACAAGUCUACAAAGGAAAAUUAUACAGAAGUUAUAUGUAGUUCCAAUGAUAUGAGAAAUAGUAAUACUGUUUCAAACAUUUUUGUUGAGAGAAGACAUCAACUGGAGAACGCAGAUAACAUCCACUUGAAUGAUAGGAAAAUAAAGUUUAAGAGACGAGGCAAUGAGUUAAUGCGCGUAAUUGAACAUGACAGCAAGGGAUGUCUUUCUGUGGACAAGGGUUUUCACAGUUCCAAGCGUAAGGAUGUACAUCAGAAUGCACGGAAACAGAAUGCAGGCUACCAUCACUCAGGCAAUCAGAAUCUGGAUAAAUCAAUGUGCCAAACAUGGAAAAAUGAAGAAGAUGCGGAGAUCGAGGAGGGAGAAUUGGUUGAACAGGACCAUCAGGAUACUAUUUCCAAAAGCAAGCUUAAUAAACCAAGAAAAGUGCUACUGAAAUCAGUUAUUGAAACAAGCUCAGUAGAGCAGUUACAGGUGAUCAAUGCUAUGCCGAAAGAUGCUGCCCGCAACAACGGGGCUACAAGAGAAUGUGAUAACAGACACAUACUUGAGGUAAUGGAAAAGAUGCAAAAAAGAAGGGAAAGGUUCAAAGAGGCUAUUACCCCCCAAAAGGAGGAAGAUGGUGACAAGAAAGAGCUGUCGGCUGUAGCAUGCAGUGCAGAUGAUAUCCUGAAUCAGCGGCCUGCAAGGAAACGGCGCUGGGGUGGUAAUGGUUAGAUGCAGGAAAUUGAGCCUUUGGCUGGUUAAAUUCACUUGCGCUAGGCAUAGUACGUCCCAGACUAUCAUCUUCUCUUGCCAGAGAUCAAAAUAUCUGGAGAGCAUGUCUACCAUGGUUUGGUCAAAGAUGGUAUACUGUUAUUUUGAUCAUUCUGAUGAUUGGGCUGGGGAAACAAAAUAUAGGAAAGGUUCACAUGUCCUGAAGUUUGUUUUUAUAAUAUAAGAUCAUACAGACUUAAUAUAUAAUUUGUACUGGACUGCUUUCUUCACUGGAGAAUGGUUUACUGUUCCUUGGGAAUUUUAAGGUUGCA
Molecule: messenger RNA, 3630 nt
Organism: Phragmites australis (common reed)
Lineage: Eukaryota; Viridiplantae; Streptophyta; Magnoliopsida; Poales; Poaceae
Product: FIP1[V]-like protein
Exons: 9
Coding region: 164-3319 (1051 amino acids)
Biological process (GO): mRNA processing
Source: RefSeq, a predicted model, not a curated record